Chondrus crispus (carragheen) is the source of this 1317-nucleotide messenger RNA. RefSeq lists its product as hypothetical. Gene Ontology annotation, molecular function: iron ion binding. Lineage: Eukaryota; Rhodophyta; Florideophyceae; Gigartinales; Gigartinaceae. The record is from RefSeq and is a predicted model, not a curated record. The coding region runs from base 1 to 1317 and encodes 438 amino acids. The transcript has a single exon.
AUGCCCAACUCCUCCUCCUUCGCCAUGGCCUUCCAAACCCUCGUCCCUGUCAUCCGUAUCUACGCCCCACCACGUUUCUCCCCGACCCAUCCGACCCGCCCGCACUGCCCCCGCACUCAAUUCUCCUCAAACUUCCUGCCAUCCCGCCGUGGUACCCCCUCACCCCGCGCUCUCCCCCUCCAAAUCUCCUCCCACUCGGCCCACCCACGCAUGGCUGCCAUCCGCCCCAUCCGACCAAACGCUGACCAACCUUCCCUUGCCGAAUCCCAAGUCACUCACGUCGCCACAGCUCGAGCAAUAACCCCGAUGCGUCGCCCCUCCCAGACAAACGGCCAGGACCCCUCCCACCGCUACACCGAGCAGCCACUCCCGUCCCAACGCCGUUCCGACCUCAUGGCCCCACAGCGCGUCGGAUUUUGGUCCAUCAUCCCGUACGUCGCCGCAUCUGCCGUCCUCGUCGGUGUCGCCUGGUUGGCGAAGAAGCGUUUUGUCGCCAGACAGGAGGACCUUGUCGAUGAGUACGGCCAAGUUGUCGUCUUAUACGGCAACACCCCGGAUACUAAGCGUGAAAUCACCUCUGAGUACAAGCGCAAAUUGGGGCCCGGUAUUUUGCGUGGCGCCAUGUUUGCGAGCUACUUGCGCAACCUCGUUACGGAGAAGACCGUCGUCCCGUCCACUAUCCAGGACGUUUCCAUUAUCAAAGCCUUGCUGAAAAUCUCAGAUGACAAGGCCGUCAAAACCGUCAAUUCCCUUGCCGCAACCCUGAACGACGCUCCCAGUCUUCUUGGAAAGCUUCUAUUCAUCGCCGAACGCAUCGUGUCUGUCGACCACAGUCAACGCCUAUCCCUGAUCCCGCUCUUUCCGUACAGCGCAGGUACCGUUGCCGAUCUUCAGCGAAACAUGCUGGAGCGAUGCUAUCGAGAGUUUGUCAAUGAGCAGAUCGAUGCCAACGACGUCGACGAACCACCUAUGGCAGCAGCAGCUGCCCUGCGCUUGGAUCCCGCUGACGCAAAGGCCCUUUUUGAUGGAGUCGUCCUCGCAAGGAUACGCCGGAAAGAGAAGGAGGCCGCCGAUCUUGCCGCUGCGGAGGCUGAAGAGGCGUCCAAACCGAAUGUAGCAGAGCUUGACUAUCCCGCUCGUUCUGCUCAGCCGGCCAAAGCUGCAGUACAUGCGUACCAGUGCUCGGAUUGUGGCUACACUCUGUUCCCGGCAGCAGGGAGAGAAUUCAAGUUUUACGGCGACGACUUCGUGUGUCCAGCCUGCGGUGCUCCCAAAGAUAAAUUUGAAGAUCUCAACGCCGACAAUCGCGACGAAUAG